Molecule: messenger RNA, 5145 nt
Organism: Schistocerca gregaria
Lineage: Eukaryota; Metazoa; Arthropoda; Insecta; Orthoptera; Acrididae
Product: probable cytochrome P450 6a14
Exons: 7
Coding region: 459-2033 (524 amino acids)
Molecular function (GO): iron ion binding; oxidoreductase activity, acting on paired donors, with incorporation or reduction of molecular oxygen; heme binding
Source: RefSeq, a predicted model, not a curated record
GCACUAAGUCACUGGCAGUGCGCCGUCGCAGAAGUACCAGGCGAGCGGCUCGCACCUUCCUCCCCUGCAUCCGACAGCGCCUACUCUCGAACAGGUACCGUGUGAAGAGGAUACCGUGGGAUGAUUUGCAGAUCGCGCCACUCAAAGUGUGGUGCCCGUCUGUUAAUUAGUGUUCAUCAGCGUCACUCGUAGCGGUCAGAACAGUCAAUAUAAAUCAUCAGUUCUCUUGCUCAGUUUGGAGGAAUAUGUGACAACUGGUUUGAAGUGGCUCAGUAUUGGAGAAGAUAUGUUGCCAAAUGCAGGGAGAGAUACCGACUGGUUUAUUGGUACUAAGUUCUUGUAAAUGCUACUGAAGUUGUAGGCUGAUGUGAUGUGUCACGCGUACUUAGUGGCGAGGCUACUAAACUGCAGCUAGGAAGCGAUCGACAAGUGUUUCGGCGGCCCCGCCGGAGACAGGCAUGCCGGUCGCGUGGUGGCCACUGUGUGACGUCAGCUGGGCGACGGCUGCGCUGUCGGCCCUGGCCCUCGCGCUGCUGGUGGCCAAUGCCCACGUGGCCCGCGGCUACUGGCGCCGGAUGGGCGUGGCGCAGGCCACCUCACGGCUCUUCUUGGGGCACGCCGAGGACCUGCUGCUGGGCACCAGGCACCUCUGCGGCGUCAUGGACGAGGUGUACCGCCAGCUGGAAGGGCAGCCGUACGGGGGCUUCUACAUGGUCGGCAGGCCGUGUCUCAUGCUGCGAGACCCCGACCUCGUCUGGAGAGUGAAGCACGACUCCAGCCACUACUCCCUCAGGGGCGCCCAUAUAAAGGGCAAUGCUAUGGAUCCCAUUUCGAGGAACCUGUUGGAUGCUGAUGACUGCCACUGGCGCGAGAUCAUGGGACAUCUAACGAAGGCCUUCGUACCGGAGAAGACGCGUAAGGUGUCGUUCCUACUGGAAGAGUGCGGCCUACGCAUGCAGAACGCGCUGUCGCAGCGGAUAGAAGACGUCGGCUGGAGAGACUUGGACCUCAUGUGCGUCUGUUCGCGGUUCGCCACCGAUGCUAUAGGUUGCUGCGCCUUCGGCAUCGAAUGCGGUGCCAUCGAUGACCCGCGCUCAAAGUUCCUCCUGUUAUCACACGAGGCUGUGUUUAUCAACCGGUGGCAAAAUUUCGCAGACAUCAUAUCGCUAUGGCAGCCGCACAUUGUCAGAGUUCUGCGCCCAGACAUAUUGUCACGUGAUACGUACGAGUUCUUCAGGGAUGUCGCUUUGGACAUUCUUCGCUACAGGCGAGACAACAAACUGUGCCGAGACGAUAUGAUGAAUGAGCUGCUGAAAGUGAGGCUAAAUGGUCUCAAGUCUGUUCAAAAUAUCAACACAGAGUUCUCGGACGACUCCCUGGUGGCGUACGUGUUCGCCACGUUCGGCUUCGCCCUCGAGAUGCUGGCCAGCGCGCUGAGCUUCUGCCUGUACGAGCUGUCGCUGGACGCCGAGGUGCAGACGCGCGCCCGCCAGCAGGUGGACGCGGUGAUGAGAGCGCGCGGCGGCAGGCUCAGCUACGAGGCCGUCCAGGAGAUGACCUACCUGGACAUGGUGCUCAGCGAGACGCUGCGGCUGUACCCGGUGGUGGCCGGCGCGUACCUGGAGGAGUGCACGCAGACGCACCGCCUCAGCAGCCCUGGAGGCUCCAGCGUCGUGGUGGAGGCCGGCACCCACGUCGUCGCGCCGCUCUUCUCGCUCCAGAGGGACCCUCGACACUUCCCGGAGCCUCUGCGGUUCGUUCCGGAUCGCUGGAGUACGGAGAACAGCGCAGGGCGACACCCGGGCGUCUACAUGCCCUACGGAGCGGGCCAGCGUCGCUGUGUGGCUGAAAUCUUCUCGAAGACGACGAUGAAGUUCGGGCUGGCGUCGCUGCUCGCCCAGUUCGAGCUGAGCCGGUGUUCUCGGACCCCGGAGCGCCCGGCCAGAGCUCACCCGCUGGCGCGGCUGCUGGUUCCAGCCGAGCCGCUGUGUGUCCGAGUGUCGCGCCGCAGCUGGUUCACCUACGACGAGUGAGUGCUGACUCGUCUGCUGACGUUCCAGCAUCUCCGUGCACCACUCCUCUCCGGCACACUCAAGUAGCACACCUGAAACUGACCCGUGGGGUCCCAGGUGCUGACUCACUUUCCGACACCUGCAGUACCUGUGAGCACCACGUUUCACGCCACGCGGAGCACUCCUGUCACUGAACUGUGAGGCCACAACUGCUGACUUGGCUGCUGACGUAUGCAUUACCAGUGUGCGCCACGUCUUUUGUUGCACCUGGCACUCCUGAAACUGUGACGUGUCCACGUGGGCAUGACAUAUAAAUUAUCAGUGUGCGCCAAAACUUUUGUUGCACCUGGCACUCGUGAAACUAUGACGUGUCCACGUGCGCAUACUAUUUCUCCACUGGAGGUUGUCAACUUAAACACUUUUGAGCCAUCAAGUUUCCGCCUUCUUUGGCAACCUGUUUCAGCGUUUUAGUACGCUAUCUUCAGGCCCAUGACCGAAGUGCAGGUAGAAUCUACCUCGAUUGUGAUCAAAACAUAGGCCAGCAAUACUGGUAUUAGUAGGUACCUACUUGCUACAGUGAACACUUCAAGCAUCACAUGCUGACAUCGGUUAUUCGCUGUAGCAAGUAGAUAUCUGCUAAUACCAGUAUUGUUGGCCUCUGUUUUGAUCACAACCCAGGUAGAUUCUUCAUGCACACCGGUCAUGGUCCUAAAGAUAGCGUAAUAAAACGCUGAAACGUGUUUCCAAAUACACUAAGAUUGAAAACUGACGUCUGAAAGGUGUUUAAUUUGACAUCCACUAUCGAACAGCCGAGUCCCACAACCAUCUCUAAAAAGACAGACAUACAGAGGCAUUUCUCAACUGUGUCGUUUAAUCGACCUCACUGUCUACUUCGUUAACAACAAAACAUUUCCAAUGGUAAUAGCAACGCUAAUGCUAUAAAAGGUGUGUGAGAAAAGUAAUGAGACUGAUUUUGUCUACCGAUAUUUUUUUUUUAUAACAAAAAUAUUUUCCCCUUGCCAGCUAUACACCGGUGGAGUCUUGCUCCCAGUCUAGCUAGCAGCGCUGAAAAGUUUCAGCUGAUAGGACCUGUAGCCUGUCGGUGAAAUUAGUCUGAAUAUUCUCCAGAAUACCAAAAUGACGUACUUUUAAGACCGAGUCCUACAACUAUCUCUAAAAAGAUAGACAUACAGAGACAUUUCUCCUCUGUGUCGUUUAAUCGAUCUCACUGUGUACUUAGUUAACAACAAAACAUUUGCAAAGGUAUUAGCAAUGCUAAUGCUAUAAAAUGUGUGUGAGAAAAGUAAUGAGACUGUUAUUUUGUCUACCUAUCUUUUUCGAACAACAAUAUUUUCCUCUUGCCAGCCAGACAACGGUGGAGUCGUUGUUCCCAGUCUAGCUAGAACCGCUGAAAAGUUUCAGCUGAUAGCACCUUUAACAUGUCAGUGAAAUUAGUUUGAAUGUUCUCCAGAAUACCAAAAUGACGUACUUUAAAGACAUUUUUCGAUUUCGGGAAUAGAAAAAUUCACAAGGUCUUAGAUGAGGUGAACAGGGGAGCAAUGGAACAACAGGAAUGCCUUUCUCAGGUCAAAAACUCAUGGAACUGGCCGUGUGACAUGGGGCACCAACCAAUUGCCUGCGACGUCGAGUCUCACUCGAUUAACCCUUUUCCUGAGCCCUUCAAGGACCUCUUUUUUGAAACACUUGGUUGACAGUAUGUCCUGUAGAAAGAAAUUUCUUAUGCACGGCAUUUCCACUGCAAAAAAAGCAAAUCACCGUUGUUUUGAUCUUUUAUUUGCUCAUUCUAUCUUUUUUUCCGUCGAGGAGAUAUCUCAGUGUGCCACUCCUCACUUUGCCACUUCACCUCAAGAUCGUCAAGUCUGAUCACUCUACUGAACCAUUCGUGGUCAUUGGAAGUACUCUGAAGAUCAAUACACACGUUUCUUCGACUGUCUUUCUGCUCAGCUAUGACGUUUUCCAGCACAGUUUUGGCACUAACCAUUCGCAUGAGAAAAACUUCGGUCAAAAUUUGAUGCACGGUGAAAGUGUUUAGCAGGUCACCUAUUAUCCUGAUUGGUAAACGUCGAUCUGAUCUUACAAGAGCACGCCCACGUUCGACGUUUUCAUCAGUUUUUGAAGUCGAAGGUCUCAUUGAGCAACGUAAUCUCGGCCUUCCAUAAUUGAUUUGUGCCUACGAAAAAUUUGUGCUCUUGGUCAGGAAUGUUCCCCAUAAGCCUGUUUCAACUUUUCAAAGGUGACACUGGUGGAUUCACCAAGUAUAACACAAAACCUGGUGGCAUAAUGUUUCUCUAAAUAUCUUUGUUUUAAUUCCAUAACCCACAACAAAAACGUAACUUCACUGACGGCACUGUAAAAAAUUUUGUGAUGGCUGUACUGAGCUGAAACGCGUGCUGAGCGUCUGGAAUGGGAUGAACACACCGGCACAUACAAGGAGAACAACACAGCGUUGCCAGAUCGCUACUAGUGUUGUCUGUCUCAUUACUUUUCUCACGCAUUUUAUGUUGACCAUUUCGGUCUUUCAAUGCUCUUAGCAGUUACCUAGUCUUCACUCAAGUUAACAAUACUAUCCUGCUAAGGCCCUGACUUCAUGACAAUGUUGCAAACUGUUGCACUAAUACCGACUAGGUCUAUAUCAACGUAGCCUCUUCCAAAGAAAUAGAUUAUAAUAGUAGUCUCUUGUUUAACAGGAUUAGCGGGCAUUAGAAGCGUCACUUUACCAGAAAUCUCGUCUCGAAGACAAUCCAUUUCCUUGUUCUGAGCCUCACUCAGUUAAUGAUUCGGCUUCUGUUGAAUAACAUGAGCCGGAUAAGAUGUAACACGAGGAGCGUCUAACACAAACGCUCUUGCAACAAAUAACUUCUCAUCACAUGUCCUAAAUUUCGUAACAUCAUGUUAUUUUCAGUUUUUGUUCGUUCUUCAUAAUACAUUUGUAUUGUUAGUGUAAUAAAAUGAGUUCUGGAUGCUAAUGUAUAUGAAUGGGACUUAAUGAUGUGAAGAUAACCAGUCAACAACUGAUACAUGAAUUAAGAUCACACAAAGAUGUUCAUCUUUCUUUAUUUCUCAAAUGCAAUACAAUAUGUUUGUUUUUAAUAACAAUGAAAUGCUUCUGUCG